Molecule: messenger RNA, 1458 nt
Organism: Kwoniella shivajii
Lineage: Eukaryota; Fungi; Basidiomycota; Tremellomycetes; Tremellales; Cryptococcaceae
Exons: 17
Coding region: 1-1458 (485 amino acids)
Biological process (GO): transmembrane transport
Cellular component (GO): membrane
Molecular function (GO): transmembrane transporter activity
Source: RefSeq, a predicted model, not a curated record
AUGAGUCACACUUCAGAAGUUCAAGAUGAGAAGGACGUGGGAGACCAAGUACAGAUCAUGCCUGCUCUAGAAGACGGAUCGGCUGAGCAAAAAGAGAAGGAGCGGAAACUCGUACGGAAGAUCGAUCUCCAUGUCAUGCCGUUAUUAAUGAUCACAUAUGGUAUUCAGUACUCGGAUAAAAUUUCACUCUCUUCUGGAGCAAUCUUCGACCUUCGAACUGAUACCCACUUGGUCGGUAAUCAGUAUGCCUGGUUGACCACCAUUUUCUAUCUAACAUAUCUUAUUGGGGAAUUCCCCGUUGCAUAUCUAAUGCAACGAUUCCGCAUCGAUCGAAUUUUGGCCUACUGCGUUAUUGUCUGGGGCAUCUGCGUCCUUUGUUUGGCUGCUUGCAGAAAUUUCUCAGAACGCGGUAUCUUGGGUUUCGCCGAAUCGACUGUCUCUCCAGGCUUUUUAAUCAUCGUUACGGCCUGGUACAAACGGGAGGAGCAAACUGUCAGAGUCAUGCUCUUCUUUAUGAUGAACAGUGUGUUCUCCCUUUGGGUAUUGAUGUGCUGCUAUGGCAUCGGGCUAGCAGCUGAUGGAACCCGACUGGGAGCCUGGAGAUCUAUCAACAUUAUGGUGUGGCAAUUGGGAACACCUAAUCAUGUGAAAUGGCUUACAGACGAGGAACGAGAACUAUUGAGACUACGUUUGAUCUCCAACAAAGACGGCGAACAUGAAUCUGGUGUCAAAAUCAAGUGGGACCAGGUGUGGGAGUGUUUCCGAGAUCCCCAAAUCUACUUUCAAGUCAUCUUUAUGUUCCUUGUCUGUACUGUUUCAGGCGGAAUCACCUCUUUUUCCGCUAUCAUCAUCAAGUCAUUUGGAUUCCAAUCCGCGGAGAGUAUAGCCUUACAGCUUCCCUGGUAUUUUGCUACAACCUGUAGUAUCGUUGGAAUCAUCUUCGUAUUCCGUCGCUACCCCCACAAGAAUUAUAGUCUGAUUAUAUCCAUAGCGGCAAUGGUACCAGCCAUUGCAGGGAUCCUUCUGGAAGGUCUGUUGCCCAAGAGUAUGAAAUGGGGGCGACUAGUAGGGUAUUGGAUCACAGGUCCCUAUGUGGUAUCUCAGUUUCUCCUCAUGUCAACUUUGGCUCAAAAUAUAGCUGGCCGAACGAAGAAGUCGGUGGCCCAAGCGUUGACCUUCACUUCGUAUUGCCUGGGCUUCCUUGUCGGCCCUCAGUUCUUCUGGGCUAGUUCCGCUCCGGACUAUAAGCCGGGUCUGUACACGACCGCAGUCUGCUUCGUGCUCAUCGACUUUGUCCUGGUCACUUGGUACUUCUGGGCACGAUCGGUCAAUAGAGCUAGAGAUCGACACGUGAAGGAGAGAGGCAUGUCUUGGGAAGCUGCAGAAGCUGAGGGAAGGGAGAUGGGUUUGAAGGAUAUGACCGACCGACAAAAUCCUCAUUUCCGAUACCGGUACUAG